AGCGUUGGAUCACAUUUCUAACGAAGUUGUUCCGUUUAAUGUCGGCGAACAGCAGAGAUUUUUACUUCACAGUGGAUUACAAGAAUUCGAUACCAUCAAAACUGGAAUUAACAUGACAGAAGAAGUCUUCAAAGCACCCAAGAAGAGGAAAAUCGUUGGGAAAGUUGAUUAUGAGCAUUCAGGAAGUCUACCUCCAAGGCGUAAGAAGACUAAGGAGGAUUUUUACAUGUUUUGUACGAUGAUCAUGGAGUACACACAGUACGAGACCCAGCGAAGUGAGGACCUGCGUGUGAAUCACAACAUGAGUCCUCUGGACAGUAGCGGGAGUACGGCCGAGAGUUACACGUCAGACACAACACUGUCUGCUGGCAGUCCUACACAUCAGUUCUCCAGCUCUCAGGAACUCAAUGACUCAGAGGAGGAGUCAGAGUUGAUCACCUGUUUUUGUAUGAAGCCGUACGCAGGGCGACCCAUGAUUGAGUGCUCCGAGUGUGAAACCUGGAUCCACUUCUCCUGUGCUAAAAUCCGCAAAAACAAUGUCCCUGAAAUUUACACGUGCCAGCUGUGUAGAGACUCCAAAUUCACUGCCCGCAAAUCAAAUCGUGUCAGAACUGAGAACAACAAAUUUACAACGUAACUAGUGCUACUACAGCUCAGAGCUUUGUGAUUGGGCUGUGUGAGUGUAAGAAAGAGUGAGUGAAUGUUCUGUUGACAAUGCUAUUUUUAUGACAUUUUUUUUUUGUGUACAAAGAUUCAUUUCUAUUCGUCCUCUUCAUUGCAUUCAUGAUAUUAAAUUCAAAGUGUGCAAAUUCAAUGGAAAGAUGCUAUUUAUUUCUAAAAGUCAAUUUACGCUUGUCAUCUAAUUUUUGUGGGGUCCAUAUCCUAUAGAAGGGGAAAAAAUUCCCCUCCCCCAAAUAUUUUGUUGAAUCUCGUUAAAAGUAAAAAGUAAAAAGUAGGGACCAAAGAAAAUAUUUUAUAUGUUUUCCAAAUUAAAUUUGCCUUAGUAUUUUGAAAAAAGAAGCUGUGAAAAACAUAAAAAAAAAAAAAUGCUGUGGCAUUUUAUAUUCCUUUUUCCAAAAGUUUUCAGUCCCUUACAAAAAUAUGUUUAGUUUGUAUUGGAGUACCUAAAUGAACAUUCAUUUUCUAUGAAGAUGCUUUCUAUUUUUCACCACUGGUAGAAAAUUUUCACAUUUCCAUAUACUGGAAAAGUAAACCAUAAUCUUACACUAACGACUGCCCUUCAUAUGAAUACUGUGAGGUUUAUAUGGUAUUCUAAAUGGCAUUAUUCAAAACCAUUUUAGUUCUUGCAUUUGUUAUCUGCAGUAUUUAUGUCAGAAGAUUCCUUUUACAAUUUUUUUGUUGAUAACGGUAGCCAAUGUCCUUGUUAAAGAAAUCAGUUUUGAUACCAAUAAGGUCAUUAUACAGAACAAACAUCAGUUUGUGGCAGCUCUUAAAGAAAGAAAUAAUAAUUACACAGACAUAUCCUUGAAAUGUCAUUUGAAAAUUAAAUUAGGGAUUUGCACUUUUUGUCUAGAGGGUAUUGAUUUAAUAGUCUCAUGUACAUGUAUAUUGUUUGUCCCAACGAUCUCAGAUCACCUCAUCAUAUGCUUUCAAUAUGCAAUGUAAAUUUUCUGCCUUGAUGCAUCACUAAUUUUCUUUAUUAUAGUUCAUCAUUUCUUUGUUUGUAUAAGGAGUAAAUUAUAUAACAAGGUAUUUUAAACCAUCUUUUAUUAGCAUGUGAAAAAAUGGAAAUCUCUUCAGAAUUAUGAUUUUGUAUUACACUAUAUUGAAUUAGUUUCUUAUCAAUGUACUGCAAGUCAAUUUUUACAAGCAGUGCUUUGUUGAGGCCAAAAUUCUGAAAAUCAUUGCACAAGGUACUCCAGUUAGAAUGUACCUUUUAAUUGUCAAUAAGAUUUGGUAGGGAAUACCUGAUAAUAUUGUGUGACCUUACCUUUAUUUUUCAGGUGAGUUUAUGUCUUGGGAGUACAACUCUUAAUUAGUAAAUCCAUUGUACAGUGCUGUAUCAAAUUUUAAAGGAGUAUAAAUUUGUACAUAGUGACCAGUGUUGAAAAUAAUUUUAAUAUUUUAAUGAGGUUAGGAAAUGCAGACAAGUCUUUCUGUGAUGCUUAUAAAUGGCAAUUUUCUUUUGUGUGUGAAUCCAAGAAAUGUUCAAAUUAAAUAUAUAAAAUUGUUAAUGAAAUAAUAAUGGAUUUUUGAAAGAGAAAACCUAACUAAAUUUGAUGCUAUGUCAUCAUUGGUAGGCUAUCUGCACUUCAUUUUAAUAACUGGUUGUUGUAAAUACUGUGUUCAUACUUUGUAAAUAUUUUGUUUAUAGAACUAUUUUCACAAAUCAUUUCAUUGUAAUUGUUAAAGAUUCCCUACAUAUUAAAUCGUAAAACUGAAA
Messenger RNA from Saccostrea cuccullata (small rock oyster), 2404 nucleotides. Its product is annotated as PHD finger protein 23B-like. NCBI's taxonomy places the organism in Eukaryota, Metazoa, Mollusca, Bivalvia, Ostreida, Ostreidae. Gene Ontology annotation, cellular component: nucleus. The coding region runs from base 113 to 637 and encodes 174 amino acids. The transcript has 5 exons. The record is from RefSeq and is a predicted model, not a curated record. Gene Ontology annotation, molecular function: chromatin binding. Gene Ontology annotation, biological process: mitotic chromosome condensation.